Messenger RNA from Fonsecaea monophora, 573 nucleotides. RefSeq names its product succinate dehydrogenase, cytochrome b556 subunit. The coding region runs from base 1 to 573 and encodes 190 amino acids. Gene Ontology annotation, cellular component: membrane. Gene Ontology annotation, molecular function: electron transfer activity; succinate dehydrogenase activity. Lineage: Eukaryota; Fungi; Ascomycota; Eurotiomycetes; Chaetothyriales; Herpotrichiellaceae. The transcript is spliced from 3 exons. Gene Ontology annotation, biological process: tricarboxylic acid cycle; mitochondrial electron transport, succinate to ubiquinone. The record is from RefSeq and is a predicted model, not a curated record.
AUGUCGGUCAACAUGUUCUCCCGCAGGGCUCUGCAGUUGACGACUCGGCGACUGGCCGCAACCCACCCCUCCACUGCCCUGCCCAGAUUAUCUGCUCCGGCAGCCAUAGCGACCCUACAGAAUAUCCAGUACAGACCAGCAACAACACAAACAGUAUCCCAAGCCAGCGGUCAAGAAAUCCUCGCCAACCAGCGCCUCCACCGCCCCGUCUCUCCGCACCUCGCAAUCUACCGCCCUCAAGUCACCUGGUACCUGAGUGCCCUGAACCGCAUCACGGGUGCUACGCUGUCCGGAGGAAUCUACGUCUUCGGCGCCGCCUACCUCGUCGCCCCGCUGUUCGGCUGGCACCUGGAGUCGGCCAGUCUGGCUGCCAGUUUUGCUACCCUGCCCAUCGUCCUCAAGGUCGCGUUGAAGGCCUUCGUAGCGUUCCCGUUCACGUUCCACGGUUUGAACGGCAUCAGACAUUUGGUGUGGGACACGGGCGCGGCGAUCACGAACCAGCAGGUCAUAUGGACGGGAUGGACGGUCGUUGGUCUGAGCGUGAUCUCUGCCCUGGGGUUGACUUUCUUGUGA